Molecule: messenger RNA, 2604 nt
Organism: Coffea eugenioides
Lineage: Eukaryota; Viridiplantae; Streptophyta; Magnoliopsida; Gentianales; Rubiaceae
Exons: 3
Coding region: 1-2604 (867 amino acids)
Source: RefSeq, a predicted model, not a curated record
AUGACGCCUUUUCGCUGCGGACUUACAGCUGUCUCUUGCCGACGUGGCCGCUCAAAACUUUCUAGACUUGAAAGAAUCCCUGAGGAAUCUCUUGUUCUUCCCAGUGUUCCGGAUUGUGAACAUUGUGGUACCAAGAGGUUUCACAUGGAACCUCCUUCUUUCUGCUGCCGUGGAGGCGAGGUUAAAAUUGUCUGUCCUCCCAUGCCUUACAGUUUGAAGCGUUUAUUUACUGGUUCUGAUGAGGAGUGUGAGGAUUUUCGAAGAAAGGCUCGCACUUAUAAUAACAAUGUAGCUUUUACGUCAUAUGCUGCAAAAUAUGACAGGGAAUUAACAAAGAAUAAACUUGGAGUUUAUACCUUUCGAGUUCAGGCUCAGAACUCUGAUAAGCUUCGUGAGGAUACUUUGAAGCUGCUUAUGAAUCUCCUCCAAGAUAAUCCUUAUGCAAAAUUUUUUAAAAGUUUAAGGGAUGUUCCAAACCUUGAAGAUCAUAGAAUUAUUCUCAAUUGUAAUCCUGGACUCGACCAGCGAGUAUAUAACCUUCCUACUACGUCCCAGGUUGCUGCUAUUUGGACUGAAACUGACGAUCAUUCAGUUGAUAUGCGUCCUCACAUUCAAGUUUAUAGUCACUCUAGCACGAGUUAUAGAGUCCAGCCUUAUUAUGGAUGCUGUGAUUCUUUACAGUAUCCUCUUCUCUUUCCUAGAGGUGAAUCUGGGUGGCAUUAUGGAAUUAAGCGAUUUCAUAAAAAGGGAAAAAAUGGAACUUUCUCUGAGGUAGACCCAUCUGUUGAUCUUUCUUCCAUACAUACUCCAUCGCAAUUGUUGGAGUUAGAGCAAAGAGUUGCUGACAAGGCUUCGACUGAAGACUAUUUUGUGUCUGCUAAAGAAUAUUAUUGCUACAAGUUCCAAGUCAGAGAUGAUGAUGUGUCUAUGUUGCUGCACAGUCUUAGAUUGUUUCAGCAGUUUGUCGUGGGUUCGUACAUUAAGAUUGAGAUGUCCAGGCUUGACUUCCACAGAAGAAAACAGAAUGAGAUACGCACAGAGGUGCUCCAAGGAGUUCUAGAUAGCAUUGCUAUUGGUCAGACACAGGGUUCUAGAGUUGGUCGAAGGACCAUUUUACCAGCAUCUUUUAUUGGGGGUCCGAGGGAUAUGAAACGCAGAUAUUUGGAUGCCAUGUCUUUGGUUCAAAAAUAUGGGAAACCUGACAUUUUUCUGACCAUGACAUGCAAUCCUAUGUGGAAGGAGAUUCAGGAGGGUCUGAGAUAUACAGAGAAGCCACAGGAUAGGCCAGAUUUAUUGUCUAGAGUUUUUAGAGCUAAAUUUGAAGUCCUUAAGUCUGAACUUCUGCAUAAACACAUUUUUGGAGAGGUUACAGCGUGCGUCUAUGCUAUCGAAUUCCAGAAACGCGGCUUUCCUCAUGCUCAUGUCUUAUUAAUUCUUAAGCCAGAGUUCAAAUUGUUAAAUGCUGAAUCAUAUGAUAAAAUUGUUUGCGCUGAACUUCCUGACCCAAAAGAACACCAGCACUUAUACUCUCUUGUAGUUAAGCAUAUGAUUCACGGUCCCUGUGGAGAUAUGGAUAAAAGUUGUCCUUGCAUGAAAAAUGGUUCUUGUAAAAGUCAUUAUCCAAAAAACUUUUCAGAUCAUACCAUUCAUGCUGAAGAUUCAUAUCCAUGUUAUAGAAGGAGGAAUGAUGGUAGAAAAGUAAAAGUUCGGCGGCAUGAGUUGGAUAAUAGAUGGGUUAUUCCUCAUAACCGAUACCUGCUUGCUUUGAUCGAUUGCCAUAUAAAUGUGGAAAUUUGUUCCACAGUGAAGCUUGUCAAAUACCUUUACAAAUAUGUUUUCAUAGGACCUGAUCUUAUCAGCUUUCAGGUCAUUGAUCAAGCUUCUUGUAGUGACGUCAACGAGAUCAGUAACUUUCAGAAAGGCAGAUGGAUAUCUCCGCCUGAAGCAUUAUGGCGAAUCUAUGAGUUCCGGCUAAGUGAAAUGACUCUGUCCGUUUAUACUCUUCAAGUCCAUCUUCCUGAUCAGCAAUCCAUUUCUUUUGACAGGAAUUCAGAUUUGAAUUACUUGCUGAAAAAAAUUGAUUUCUCUAGGACCAUGCUGACUGAAUUUUUUAAGACAAACAAGUCAAAUGCAAAAGCGCAGAACUUAAGGUGUUUAUAUAGGGAGUUCCCUGAACAUUUUGUAUGGACUCCUAAAACAAAAACUUGGUCUGAAAGGGAGCACCGACGAGUAAUAGGGAGAUUAGUUACAGCAAAUCCAAAGGAGGGUGAACGAUAUUUUUUGAGGCUCUUGUUAUGCCAUGUUCGUGGUCCCACGUCAUUUGAUGAUCUUUUGACUGUUAAUGGUGAACUAAUGAGCUCUUUUAGAGAAGCUGCUCUUAAGAUGGGUUUGUUGGAAUCUGAUAACUAUAUAGAAGAAACUCUAGAAGAAGCUGUAGCUUUUCAAAUGCCAUCAUUUCUGCGAUUACUAUUUGCUACUCUUCUAUUCUACUGUUCUCCUACUGAUCCUAAACUCUUGUGGACUAGAUUUGAAAAGGAUCUCUCAUCAGAUUAUGUGCAUGCUCAGAAGUUUACUCAUUAUUCUGAUUGUGAGAUUAAAAAAUGA